This is a messenger RNA of Rubroshorea leprosula, 1125 nucleotides long. The record is from the annotation of a GenBank genome assembly. NCBI's taxonomy places the organism in Eukaryota, Viridiplantae, Streptophyta, Magnoliopsida, Malvales, Dipterocarpaceae.
GUAAAGCCUGCUCUACCCUGCUCAUAUAACCCACAGAAAAUGUUUCCUUUGCCCAACAGAUUCUCCCCAUAAAACCCCAUUGCUCCUCUCCCCCACAAGCAGCACCGAGUCUAGAAUUGCUUUAAACCCACUUCAUAAUCGAAAAAUGCCAUCGGAUUCCGCUGAAACCAGGCGCUUAACCAAGCCCCAGAACCCUGGAGCACCGCCACCGGAACAAGAACAGCUCCCCUGUCCGCGCUGCGACUCCACCAACACCAAAUUCUGUUACUACAACAACUACAACUUCUCACAGCCCCGUCACUUCUGCAAAUCCUGCCGCCGUUACUGGACCCACGGUGGCACCCUCCGCGAUAUCCCCGUCGGGGGUGGCACCCGCAAGAAUGCUAAGCGAUCUCGCACUGCUAUAGGCGGUUCUCCCACCUCUUCCCUUGUAACCACCGCGACGAGCAGCAACGGCCAUAAUCUCACAUUACCCGCCACCCAGAUUUUGGUGCCCCUCGCAGCCAAUCAGGGCACGUUUGGCAUUGGUGGUGACAUGAAGGGUAACGGGAACGGAGGAAUGUGCGGGAGUUUUACUUCUUUGUUGAGUACGCAGGGUCCGGGAUUCUUGGCGCUGGGCGGGUUCGGGCUCGGACUUGGUUCCGGGUUUGAGGAUGUGAAUUUUGGGCUUGGGAGAGGUGUUUGGCCCUUUGGUGGGGUGGGAGAAGGUGCUGCUGGUGUUGGAUCCAAUGGUGCGCCUGCAGCUGGGAUGGGAAACACGUGGCAAUUUGAGAAUGGAGAAACUGGGUUUGUUGGUGGUGAUUGCUUUCCUUGGCCUGAUCUUGCUAUCUCAACCCCGGGAAAUGGAGUCAAGUGAUAUGUUUUCUUUUUGUUGAUUUUCUUCGAAAUUGUCUUUUAUGAUUAUUAUUAUCAUGUGUAGAAGCAUAAUACUAUAGUUUAAGAGAAAUUAGUGACUGUUGAGAGUAAAUGUUUGCCAUAUGAGCUAGAAGAAUAGGGGAAAUGACCAUGUCUUGUUGCUCCAUGCCAUGUGAUUUGGGUUUGCUUGUGUACACUUUUUUGUGCAGUACCAUGGCACAAGAUGAUCAAUGUGUAGUUUCUACAUGCCUGGACCUUUUCUUUUUUUUU